Vicia faba (fava bean) is the source of this 765-nucleotide messenger RNA. Lineage: Eukaryota; Viridiplantae; Streptophyta; Magnoliopsida; Fabales; Fabaceae. The record is from the annotation of a GenBank genome assembly.
AUGGAAACUAUCAACAUUAAAUCUCAAGGUCCUUCUUCUUCUUCUUCUACAACUACUGAUUCAGACAUUGAUAACAACGAUUCAGGUUGUUGUUCCAGCAGUAGUAGUAACAGAUCUGAUGCUUCAGCAGCAGCUGAGUUGAAACUGUACAGAGCUUUUAUAUUCUCUGUUCCUAUUUUCUUCACUUUGAUUCUUGUUUUUCUUUUCUAUGUUUUCUAUUUGAAACCUAGAAGGGUUGAUUGGUCUUCUAUCAGAAUGAGGUCUGUUUCUGUUUUAGAACGUAAUAAUCACAACAAUGGAAUCUCCAAUUCUGAUUCUGAUUUAGGGUUGAAGAAAGAAUUGAGAGAAAUGUUGCCUAUUAUUGUGUACAAUGAAAGCUUCUCUGUCAAAGAUACACUAUGUUCAGUAUGUCUUUUGGACUACCAACCAGACGACAGACUUCAACAGAUUCCGGUAUGCGGCCAUACGUUUCACAUGAGCUGCAUUGAUCUUUGGCUUGCCAGCCACAGCACCUGUCCUCUUUGCCGUCUGUCACUACUACCAACCGCUAAAUCUUCGACCGAAACAUCCAAUGUGCAGGCCAUAAGCAAUGAAGAAAUGGAGAUGCAACGGAGAAAUGAAGAAACACUGGCCAUGGAAUUCUCUGACUCGGUAUCUACUAGUCAUUUAGAAACCACUGUCAUCGAAAACGUCUCUGGAGAAGUUGGGAUCAACGCUCACCCGCGCAUCAAUGUUGAAGAGCAAAACGUGCGAAACAACCAAUAG